This is a messenger RNA of Zootoca vivipara (common lizard), 1621 nucleotides long. The record is from RefSeq and is a predicted model, not a curated record. NCBI's taxonomy places the organism in Eukaryota, Metazoa, Chordata, Lepidosauria, Squamata, Lacertidae.
CUUCAGCGGUGAAGUCAAAAGGUUGGAGAGUUACAUCUGUAACAGCGUCUGAAGAGAUUGAUACGGGGGAGACAGGAUGCAUUACUGCAGCAGCGCAACUGGGCACCUUAAUCAGCCCCAGCGGCAACAAAACAUGUCUCUCCCAUAUUGGUUUCUACAGCCACAGCAGUGCUCCAGGGACUAAGAUGGCAAGAGAGUUUAUCGAACCUGCUUCAGGAAAAAAAGUUCAUAUUGCAAGUACAGACAUAUCUGAAAUCCUGAAAGAAAGGUUUGAGCGGCUUUCAGCAGGAGAUCAGCGUUUUUUUCAAUCUGGAUCCACGUUCCUUGCUUUUAAUGGAAGUCUCUGCGGCUUAGUAUCGAAUAGCUUGUUUAGGCGUGCCCUGAAUGUAACGCAAGCUCGUUUCGUAUCUGCUCUGCCCAUGGCUGUUUUACCGUACAUUUCAACUGUGGUCGCUUAUGAAUGUUUCAUUAAUCGGCCUUUAAUGGAAGGUGAUCUAAAUUGUGCAACUUGCGCCUGGAUCAGAGGUGGUUUAAUUGGAGGAGUAAUAGGUUGCAUCUACCCUGCUUUCCUAGCUCUACCUUUGAAUGCAGCUCUUGCAAACAGGUAUUUAACAACUCCCAUGCCAGGCCAAGAAAACAUGCUGCGCUACUGGAUGAUGGUUUGCAAACCCGUUUACAAAAGGAUAAGAUUUGCUGCAAUCUUUCAAAUUGCAUUGGGAGCAUACCUGACCUCAAAAAGUCAUGAAAUAUACAUUAAAAUGCUGCAGUUGCCCCAGCCUGGAGAAGACCCUGAAGAAAUAAAAAAUAAAAUUUGAAUUUAUGCAAUCAUUACUUAUUUGAUUUUUCUUCAUCUAAAUCAUCCUGCUAGUGUUUUUGUUUUUUAAAGUAGCUCUUAGCAUACUGAGCAAGCCUUGGGACCUCAUGGUGAAAGGUCAGUACUUUUGCCUGUGCUUCCCCCCCCCUUUCUUUCUUUCCUUUUGGUAUGGGGGAUAGGUGGAAAGUAAUACCCUGUGAUAAAGGAGACGAGUAUACUUUGAAUAAACCUUUGUGGUGACGGUGGACAGAGGUUUCCCUAUUGAUCACAGAAUUUUAAAUUGGAAGGGACCAUGAGGAUCAUCUAGUCCAACCUCCUGCAAUGCAGGGAAUCCUAUUGUACGUAAUACCAUGGAUGUGACCAGCCGGUGUGUCUUGCUUUUACCUUUUCUUUUUUAAAAAAGCGUAGCUUCCAUUAACAGGUGAGAGAACAUUGCAUCAAGGCUACCUUCCAGGAAUGUUUUGCAACGAGUGGCUGACAAAGCAGCAGCCUGCAGAGCACUGAAAAGCUCUGGAGUUUUAUUUUUGAGAUUGUAAGUUGUUUUAAACUGUUUUAAAUACUAUUGUGUUUUAUUGUUGUAACCCGCUUGGGCGGCACAUAAGUAAAUAAAGAACAACAAAAUUCCCUAGAGCUCUUCAGUGCCCUGCAGAUUGCUUACCUGACCAUAUUCCCCUGGAAGGGAAGCAAGAGAUCUUGAUUGUGCAUCAUUUAACACCCAGGGUACAACAAACUCCUACUAACCUCCCUGUUGUACAGUCUUAAGAAUUAGCAGAUCUGCACAAUUCCCAUGAUGGAUGCCACCAGUAU